AAUCCUAGAGGUAUACCAAAAGCCCCGUUUGUGGCCAAUGUGGAAGAAUAUGUUGGUGGACCGAAUGUGGAUGUAGGUAAUGCUGUAAAGGCUUUCCAAGAAACAUCUGCGAAAUACCGAUACAUGGAACUCUCCCUCCAACAACGUCGUAAAGCUCUUUUAUCGAAAAUCCCCGAUAUCGAACAAACCCUCACAGUCGUACGAUUUCUCCGAUCAGAAAGGAAAGGAAAACCAAAGUUGAAGACUUUGUUCGAAUUGAAUGAUACUUUAUAUGCUGAGGCAGAAUUAGAAGAGACGGAUGAAGUUGGAAUAUGGCUCGGAGCAAACACAAUGCUCAUGUAUCCAUUAGCAGAAGCCGAACAACUACUAUCGGAUAAAUUAUCAGCCGCGAAACAAAGUCUCAAGGAGGUGAUCGAAGAUUUAGAAUGGAUAAGAGAACAAGUGACGGUAAUGGAAGUUAACUUUGCUAGGGUUCAUAAU
Messenger RNA from Tremella mesenterica DSM 1558, 480 nucleotides. RefSeq lists its product as uncharacterized. The record is from RefSeq and is a predicted model, not a curated record. Lineage: Eukaryota; Fungi; Basidiomycota; Tremellomycetes; Tremellales; Tremellaceae. Gene Ontology annotation, cellular component: prefoldin complex; cytoplasm. The transcript is spliced from 5 exons. Gene Ontology annotation, molecular function: tubulin binding. The annotation marks the transcript as partial. Gene Ontology annotation, biological process: protein folding; tubulin complex assembly; microtubule-based process.